This is a messenger RNA of Trachemys scripta elegans, 4310 nucleotides long. It is a transcript of the gene RELT, whose product is annotated as RELT TNF receptor. The record is from RefSeq and is a predicted model, not a curated record. Gene Ontology annotation, biological process: apoptotic process. Bases 1 to 1323 code for a protein of 440 amino acids. The transcript has 10 exons. NCBI's taxonomy places the organism in Eukaryota, Metazoa, Chordata, Testudines, Emydidae.
AUGGUGACGGGGUGGGAGCGUUGGGAAGCAGCAGCGCUCCCAGAUUCCCAUCGCUGCCUUGUCUCUUUCCAGCUUUUGAGCCGGCACCGGGCAUGGGCGCUGGCAUGUGGGGCGCAGAAAUACUGGACCGUGGAAGGGGACUGUGCCCCCUGUGUGGAGUGUCCCCCCGGAGAGGAGCCGGAUAGGAAGUGCGGCUCUGGGCAAGGCCUAGGCGUGACCUGUCGAGCCUGCUCUCCGGGCACCUUCUCGGCCAGCCACGGCACAGCACCCUGCUUGCCUCAGACCACCUGUGAGGCCAGGAAGAGGGUCCACGCCAGCCCUGGGACAGCCACAGCAGACAGCCGGUGUGGAGGCUGCAUGCCAGGGUUUUACAGCCCUGAAGGAGAGACGGACUCAACAGCUGAAUGCCUGCCAUGCUCUUCUGCUCCCAAAGGCGUGCCGGGCUGCCCAGGCGCGAAGCAGUGGCUGACCCGGCUGGCGAGGAACGUCGAGGCCCUGCACAGACGGGACGAGAGGGCGGCAUCCAACGGCACGCGGGACGGGAAGCGGGAGGAACACACCACUCAGUACGCCGUGCUGGCCAUCGUGCCGGUCUUCUGCGUCAUGGGGCUGCUGGGCAUCCUCUUCUGCAACCUCCUGAAGAAGAAGGGCUACCACUGCACGGCCCACAAGGAGAGCGACGAGGACGUGGCAAAGGCAGAGAGAGGCGGUAAUUCAGCCUACAGAAUAGAAGAUGCCAACCAAGAUACUAUCGGGGUCCUUGUGCAGCUGAUCACAGAGAAGAAAGAGAACGCUGCAGCCCUGGAGGAGCUGCUGAAGGAGUACCACAGCAAACAGGUGGUGCAGACCAGCCACAAGCCUGCAGCCAGGCUGCACUUCCUACCGCACAUCCCCCACAUCUGCCGGCACCAACACCACCUGCACACGGUGCAGGGCCUGGCCACUCGCUCGGGCCCCAGCUGCACCCGCUGCUGCCAGAAGAAGUGGCCGGAGGUGCUGCUCUCUCCGGAAGCCGCCGCCACUGCCGCGGCCGCCACCAUCCCCGUUCCCGCCAGCGUCGCCCCCAAGCCGGCAAAGCCGGGCGGCAAAGCCAGCCGGCCAGGAGAGAUCACCAUCCUCUCCGUGGGCAGGUUCCGAGUGGCUCGCAUCCCCGAGCAGAAGCCCAGCCCUCCAGAAGUGAAAACCAUCUUGGAGUGCAGUGGGACUGAGCCGGCCGACUCCCCCCGCAGCGGCCUCCCUGCAGAGCAGAAAUCGCUGGGGGGCAACGGAGCCAGGUCGAAAUGGCUGAAAACGGCCGACAGCCAACAAGAGGUGAUCAUCUGACUCCCUCACGCACCAGGAGACCUGAGAAGCGGCUCACUUGGAGGCUUCUGGUUCAACAGUCCACCCAAGAAACGCACACCCUGGGCGAUGCUGAAGGCGAAGAGUGACACUCAUUUUCCCCUCGGGAGAGCACCACCACCCUGGAGAAUCGCAAGGCGCAGCCCCGGAUACCAGGGCCCGGGCCGGCAGGGAGGAGCUGAAGGACAUGCCCAGCAUCUCAAAGCAUUUUUCUUUUAGGGAAGGACUUGCGGGGAGGGGAAGGGGGCGCGGAGGGCUCGGGUGCUGGAACAAUUCGUAUAGUGGGGGUGUGAGAGCCACUGAACCAAACUGUAAACCCCACUUGAAGCCAGCAGGUGCGGCAGCCCCCCUAGUUCCAGGACCUAUGGGAGGGAUGGGGGAUUCUUUGCCGCCCAACUGGAAAAACUAUGCUGCCUUCUUUAGAUCAUGGGGGCUGUUGCUCCAGCAAAGGGCAGUGUUCUUAAACUAGGGGCUGGGGCAGAGAGAGAGGCAGCUUGUUGUUGGCCUGGAGCAUGUUCCUACCUCCCAUGGGCUCCAGGAUGAGUGGGAACGUAGCAUUGCAACGUACCAGGCUGGGGUUGGCGGCUAGUGGUAGGGAUGGCGAGUUUGGCUUUCUCUUUCCCCUUCAUGAACAAAGAGAAACCCAGGUGACUUGCAGUGAAACUCUCUGGCUGUAGACAGCCCAGCCGCAUGUUACCAAAGCUCUGUCUACUUUCACGUCCCAAUGGUGAUUGCAUUAGUCCAGUAAGGGCACAGCUCUCGCAGCGUGAUUUUUAUCAUGUCUCGCCGCAUCUGGUGUUUUUUCUUAAAGCCCCAGCUCCUGGGUCCAUGUGAUUAGAGGACACACUCAGCUUUCAUUAAUCCCCCUUGCUCGCCACGCCCUAAAUUUCUAGCUCGCAUGGUUGCGGAGAAAAGCUUGAACAUGUGACCCCAAUGGCUCAGAAACCAGAAACAAAAUAAAAUGAACCAAAAUUUUAGGCUCCCCCUCUCCCCCCCAAAAAUCAUAAUUUUUAAACCCCUCUUGUGAUUUUUGAAUGUGUGUAGUUGGCCAUGGUGCUCCCAUCUCCCCCUAAGAGGGCUAGUGGAGUGUAGUAGCUAAUGGAGCUUUAAAGAGACGCACAAAAGUUGCAGGGGAGGAAUUUCCUCAAGGCACAUUUCCUCUGUCGUUCCUGCCUGGGAGGGAAGCAGGGACCAUGCUCCAUUGAGCUGAGCAGUGCCAACCCUGCCUCAGACAGACCGACUUUAUUUCUGUUUGUGGGCAGCGGCCAGGGGGCGGCUUUUCAAGCAGGAAGCUGCAUUUACUGGUUCAGAAGCUCAGGGACUCUCUGCUUGGUGUUUAAUUUUGGAUCUUUGGCUUUAGCGGGAAGAGCUGUGCGGCUGGGUUGUGACAGGAUGGUCCGUGUCUGGGGCCGGGUUCUGCCUGCUGCCCAGCGCUAAGGGGCUGCCCCAGCUUACUCGAGUCAGUGGCUGACUUUGUGUUUGCUGCAGUGGUGGAAGCUGAUUCGGGACCCAACCAGGUCUCCGCUCUGGAUGCUAACACUGCACAUGAGGCUGUGGGGAAUUCCUCCCCCUCCCCUUCAAACUCUCAGCUCAGGGUUACUUUCCAGUUUCUCAGUGAAGGAUUUUUCUUAGAGCCUUGUCCGCGGCAGAGGAGAGCAGCGGCUCUGUCAGUUGAGGACAAUGUUCUGCUGGGGGCAGUUACCCCUCUAAAGAAGGGAAAUUGUUGCUGUUAAGAACGACUUACCUUUUUUUUUUUUUUUUUUUAAAUCCGGGAACAGAGAGAGCGGGGCUUUUGGGCUACCCCCUGGCAUCCAUGAAAGUGCUGGCCAUUCUGCCUACGCCGCCCUAGGGCAAUCCACCGCCCCCUUUAGAAAAAGGGAUGGGUGAGUUUUCCCAGCCAGCCCUUUAGUGGCAUCCAUCCUUUCCCACUGGAUGAGGAUUUCACCCACUUGUUCUGAUGGCCUGGGGGCUACAGGCGGUCAGAUUAAUGAGCCUGUCGGCUUUAGCACCUGUGAAGCCUCUUGACUAUCCUCAGGGCUCCCUGCCCAAGGGGCCUCCUGGCCAGAGAACCCUGGGGCUGACCCUACUUGCUCUGUUCUCACAUGGCAAUGGCUCCGCAGGUCGGAGAGGGCAUCAUGCAGGAUCUGCCAGGGGGCUGCUACCGUUUCACUCCAGCUCACUUAGAUCCCAUUCAGAGCUCUCCUCUAUGACCGGGCAUUAUUGCAGGGCCCAUCCUGUGAGCAAUGACUAAUGCUUGGGGGCGCUUACCCAGCAAACCCGCCCUGGGACCACAAACUCCAACAGCAUCUUCCAGUCCUGGCCCUGAGAACACUGCAGCAUCGCGGCCGGGCGUGCGGCACGUUGGCCCAUCACUCUAGCGUACUGCAGUGUUGCAUUAACAAGACCGCCCCAUAAUUCUCAGUAGGUCAAAAACUCCAGGACUGAGACCUUCAGAAACAAGGCCGGGGGAGCCCCUCUGGCUUUUCAGUGAUAAUAGAUCAGGUAACCAAGGCCCAUGAGCCGCCUCCUCUCGGGUGGGGGGAAGCUUAGGUAUGCAUGUUGCAGCGCUACCGUCAUGUGCUAGACAUGGUGCAAGAUCUGGGGCCAGCAUCUCUGUCCAAGCCCAGCAUGCGGCUCCUGGGCUGGCAUCCCUCACCCCAGCCCUCCUAGGGUGUUAUCCCAUUGUUUACAGUAGGGUUAAUUCUACUAUGUAUUGUCCGUCACUCAGUUGUGUUGUCCAUUGUUCUGUUUUGUACCUCACGUGCUCUGUUAUUUAUGAGGGCGGUGCGGGGAUCUGCUUUUUAACCACGUUUGUACAGGCCUCCCCUGCGGCUGGCGGCGUCCCCGGCUUGGCCCGUGCCUUUUAUUUAUUGAAGACGAUAUUGUUUUUAAAGCCAUCGUUUGUUUUUAGCCUCCUGGUUUAUUUGUGUAAGUCGAUAACUAACUAAAUAAACCCAAUGUCAAGUGAA